Colletotrichum costaricense is the source of this 702-nucleotide messenger RNA. Its product is annotated as C6 zinc finger domain-containing protein. The record is from RefSeq and is a predicted model, not a curated record. Bases 1 to 702 code for a protein of 233 amino acids. The transcript has 3 exons. Lineage: Eukaryota; Fungi; Ascomycota; Sordariomycetes; Glomerellales; Glomerellaceae. Gene Ontology annotation, biological process: regulation of DNA-templated transcription. Gene Ontology annotation, molecular function: DNA-binding transcription factor activity, RNA polymerase II-specific; zinc ion binding.
AUGGCGCCAUCACUAGAGCCGCGCACCUCUACUGGUGCGUCAGAGAGCCUCGACGACAAUAGCGCCGGCAGCGGCAGCACCAGGCGAUUUUGCUGGGAAUGUCAGCGCCGGGGCUUGGUCUGCGAUUCUAAACGUCCCGUAUGCUCCAGGUGCAAGCUUAGCGGCAUAGUGUGCCCUGGGUAUGAGAACGUGAAGCCUUUGACCUGGGUGGCCCCCAAUCAGGUUACAACGCGGACAUGGAGGAGCGGACGAAAACCGAAAACUGAUAAAAUCGACAUCGCCAAGAAGGGUUUGAAAGGCAGCGGCAAAAGAAAGGCGAUACCAAAAAUUCCAGAAGAAGAAGGUCGCCGGGUACAGCUUAUCCAUGUAUUUCCCGGACAAGAGCUCCGGACGGAAACAUGCGACAUUGCUGAGGCUUCAUUUUAUUGGAACGAACAAGUUUACCCAUACUUCUACGAGAACCAGCUCACUAAGAGCCCGUGGGUUGUACCAAUUUCCCACAUCCACGCUAUGAGACCAUACCGACGGCAUGGCCUAGUCACUAUGGCAAUCGAGCACCGGAUGUCACGCCUAUCGCCUGCAAGGAAUGACGCUUACGCAAUUGAGGUCAGAGCUAGGGCCUAUCAACAUCGUCUUACAGCGAUCCAGGCUUUAAAUAAGGACAUCGAGAACGAGACUUAUGGGGAGUGCAACAGAGCCUAA